AUCGAUCGAUGUUCCUAGAGGAGAAAAAGCUCCGCAAUUCAGGCAUGCAAUUCUUUUUAAAUAGUGAAAAUAGUGAAAAUAAAUUGUACGUUUUAUGAAGUUUUCAAGAAAAACAAACAAAAAUGAGAAAAUCGAGAAAUUUGUGAAUAAUUAAAAAUAUCGGUUAAUGUUAGAUCUUUUGAAUGAUCAUCGAUAAUAUUUUCAUAAGUAUGCAAUUAAGUGUGUAUAAGAUAAAUUGAACAAUCGUCAAGAAUAACUUAAGAUAACAAAUGUCGCAAACCGGACUAGAAGGGAAUUUUUUUGAUGCUGUGCGGCAACUGGCAGAGAGUGAAAUUGAACUUAUCAAAGUUAUCGAGGAAUCUACUAUGAAUCGUCAAAAGAAUACUACAGAUAUGAAAUCGUCAACUAAAAAAAAGAAUAUCAAGAAAUCACCUAAACUCUCUAAUGUAAAGACUCAACCAUCUGCCGCUUUAUUGGCAGCUAAACAAGAGGCAGCGCAACGCAAAAUAUUACAAAAUAAAAAAUCAAAUACUAAUUUUGUAUAUGACAUUUAUCAAAAAAUAAGAGAUGCAUACGCUGUUGUGCGUAAAGAAACUGGUAUUGUUUAUGAUCGUUCUAUGGAGGAUCAUAAAUGUUUGUGGGAUGAAAAUUAUCCAGAAUGUCCAGAAAGAUUAACAAGGACCUUAGAAAGAUGUGAUGAGUUAGGAUUAUUAAACAGGUGCAAAUUAAUUCAACCAAGAUUUUGUACAGAAAAUGAUAUACUUCAAAUGCAUACCCAAAAACAAAUAGACAUUUUAAAAGAGACCAGUGGAUCUAUGGAUUUGGAUAAAUUAGAAACACUAUCUUCUAAAUACGAUGCUAUAUAUGUUAAUCCAUCCACUUUUAAAUUAUCUUUACUGGCUGUCGGCUCAACGAUAAAUUUGAUAGAAAGUAUUUGUAAGGGUGAUAUACAAAACGGCAUGGCUAUUAUCAGACCACCUGGGCAUCACGCGAUGAAAUCUGAAUAUUGUGGAUAUUGUUUCUAUAAUAAUGUGGCUAUCGCAGCAAAAAAAGCUUUAAAUGAUAAUUUAGCUAACAAAAUUCUUAUCGUUGAUUGGGACGUACAUCAUGGACAAGCAACUCAACAAAUGUUUUACGAUGAUUCACGUGUAGUUUAUUUUUCAAUACAUCGUUAUGAAAAUGGAACAUUCUGGCCUAAUUUAGAAGAAUCUGAUUUUCAUUACAUCGGCGAAGGCUUGGGAGAAGGUUACAAUUUUAAUAUACCACUUAACAAAACUGGCAUGACAAAUGCUGAUUAUAUUGCAAUAUUUCAACAAGUUUUGUUACCAAUGGCUUACGAGUUUCAACCAGAUCUCAUAAUAGUAUCAGCUGGUUAUGAUGCAGCAUUGGGAUGCCCAGAGGGUGAAAUGGAGAUAACACCUGCAUGUUACGCUCAUCUAUUGUCGUCCCUAUUGAGUUUAGCAGGGGGGAAGAUAGCGAUUAUAUUGGAGGGUGGUUAUUGUCUAAAGUCAUUGGCUGAAAGCGCUGCAUUAACUCUGCGAACAUUACUAGGCGAUCCAUGUCCUAUGUUGCAAACAUUGCAAUCACCGUCAUUAAGUGUACGUGACACAAUUUUAAAUAGCAUCUAUGCCCACAAACAAUAUUGGAAGUGUUAUCAAUAUCAAGAACAAUAUAGUAUUAAUAACAGAAUUGUCAGAAAAGAAGGAAAUAAUGAUCAACAUUUGCCCAUUGUUAAUUACACCGGAGAAGUGUAUAAACCAGAUUUUUACGACACACGGAAUUGUUAUCCUAUUCAAAAUAAAGACAUUUUUGAAGCAUUAGAUAAGAGAUUAGAUUCAUUGAUAAAAUCUACAAAUUUAUUCAAAGCACCUAACAAAGUAUGCAUUGUAUAUGACAACAGAAUGUUGAAACAUUGCGAUGCCGUUAAUAACACGCAUCCUGAAAAACCUAAUCGAAUCGUAAGCAUUUAUAAGAAACACGAAGAGCAUGGUUUAUUAGAACGGUGCUAUUUACAACAAGGAAGAGUGGCUACAGAAGAAGAACUACUAUUAGCUCAUUCGCAAGAUUAUAUUAAUGCGAUAAAAAAGACGGAAACAUUUAAAUCUAAAGAAUUGGAAAGACAAGCAUCCAAAUAUAAUUCUGUUUAUUUGCAUAACGAAACAUGGUUUUCUGCUUGCGUAUCUGCUGGUUCAUUACUUCAAAUUGUGGACAAUGUAUUAAAUGGAGAAGCGCAAUCUGGAGUCGCGGUAAUAAGACCUCCAGGACAUCACGCGGAACCAAAUUCAGCUUGUGGUUUUUGUAUUUUUAAUAAUAUUGCAAUAGCAGCAAAAUAUGCUUUAAAUAUUCAUAAUAUAAAGAGGAUAUUAAUAGUAGAUUGGGAUGUACAUCAUGGAAAUGGUACUCAAUUUAUUUUUGAAAAUGAUCCAAGCGUGCUGUAUACAUCUAUCCAUCGUUAUGACAAUGGAAAUUUUUUUCCACAUUCUAAGCAAGGCAAUUACACAUCUGUUGGAUUAGGAUCAGGAGAAGGUUAUUGCGUAAAUAUACCAUGGAAUAAAAAAGGAAUGGGAAAUGCAGAAUAUAUAGCUGCAUUUCAACAAGUUGUGAUGCCGAUUGCUUAUCAAUUUAAUCCAGAAUUAGUUCUAGUUUCUGCAGGCUUUGAUGCUUGUAUCGGAGAUCCGUUAGGGGGAUGUACAGUAACACCAGAAAUGUAUGGACAUUUAACGCAUUGGUUAUCUUCAUUGGCGAAUGGACGUGUUAUUCUUAGCUUAGAGGGCGGUUACAAUAUAAAUUCCAUUUCUCAUUCAAUGGCAAUAUGUACAAAAGCAUUACUCGGUGAUCCAUUACCCUUGCUAGACGCUUCGUUAAUACCGUGUUCAAGUGCAAUACAUUCUAUAAAUAACGUACUCAAAGUGCAGAAGAAAUAUUGGUCGAGUUUAAUGUUCAAUUUAUCGUUGCCUAAAGAAAAUCUCAAAAAAAUUGCUACUAAUAUUAAGAUGAACGAUCAAAUUAAAAAUUUUCAAUUCAAUCAACAUUCGGAGUCGAAAAUUGCCUUGGAGGGUAUAGAAAGUGAAAAAUUGGAUAUCAAGCAUGCGUUUAAUAAAUAUAGUAUGAAUAAAAUAUCGGGCGAAGAAAUAUUGAAACUUCAAAAUGAGAUAAAAAAUAUUAAAAUAAGGGAUUCUAAAAUUGCGAAGGAAGAAAAAACUAUAGAAAUUGCUAGGGCGUGUGUAAAUAAGGAUCAACGAAAAGAGGGAGAUAGAAAAGAGACUGCAGGAAGUUCUAAUAAUCCAGGAAAUAGUAAUGAUUCUGGAGAAAAUAGAGGAGCUCUUGAUGAAGCUGCAGCAACAAAUUUGACCGAUUUUCUUUCUGAUAACUGGCAGGCAUUAACAGAUAGGAAAAUGUUUGCUGUUAUACCAUUAAAAGAAUGCCCACAUUUAAAUACCGUUAACAAUGUACCUCCUUGCGGUAUUGAUAUACAUUUACCAUGCAUCGAAUGUAAUAGUAAGACUGAAAAUUGGAUUUGUCUACAAUGUUACACUGUACAUUGUGCAAGAAAUAUCAAUCAGCAUGCAUUGUUACAUUCCGAUGAAACUUUGCAUCCUUUGACUUUAAGUUUUAGCGACUUGUCAGUUUGGUGUUAUGGAUGCUCAGCUUAUAUUGAUAAUCCGAGAUUAUACGCGGCUCGAAAUGCUGCGCAUCUGAGUAAAUUUAAUCAAGAAGCACCAUGGAUUUACGGGGUACAAUGAAUUAGUGCCAUAUUUUGCUCAUAAUUACAUAUAGCAGGUAUAAAUGAAACCAGAUAAUUUAAUAUCUUUACAUGUUAUCUUUACUAUCAAUCUUAAACACUUUACUAAAUCUUUCCAAGGAAACGCGUAGCUCUUUUUUUUUUAUAA
Molecule: messenger RNA, 3890 nt
Organism: Polistes canadensis
Lineage: Eukaryota; Metazoa; Arthropoda; Insecta; Hymenoptera; Vespidae
Gene: HDAC6
Product: histone deacetylase 6
Exons: 18
Coding region: 270-3743 (1157 amino acids)
Biological process (GO): chromatin organization
Cellular component (GO): histone deacetylase complex
Molecular function (GO): histone deacetylase activity; zinc ion binding
Source: RefSeq, a predicted model, not a curated record